Messenger RNA from Vanessa atalanta (red admiral), 4072 nucleotides. RefSeq names its product MICAL-like protein 1 (gene MICAL-like). The coding region runs from base 214 to 2886 and encodes 890 amino acids. The record is from RefSeq and is a predicted model, not a curated record. The transcript has 14 exons. NCBI's taxonomy places the organism in Eukaryota, Metazoa, Arthropoda, Insecta, Lepidoptera, Nymphalidae. Gene Ontology annotation, molecular function: protein binding.
CACUUUCAGACGAUAGUUUAUCAAAAACUUUGUAAUUUUUAAAAAACGUUUUGACUUUUGCGCUAUAAUGCAACGUUUUAAACACAGUAACAUUAUGAAAUAAUCAUUUCAUUUACAUUCUACUAUUGUUUAGAAUCAAAUGAUGUAUGUUUUAAAAGUCAACUUAAUAAAUAUCUUUUAAUAUAUAAUAAAACAAAUUCAAAGAAACUCGCAAUGUCUGAAGUAAAAGGAACUAAAGCUCUGGAAUUAUGGUGUAAACGCUUAGUCAAAGAUUGUCCAAAUGUGCAAAUAGAUAAUAUGACGACGUCCUGGAGAAAUGGCAUGGCAUUUUGCGCUCUAGUUCACCAUUUUAGACCUGAUUUGAUAGAUGUAUCAAAGUUAAAGCCUGAAAAUAUAUAUGAAAACAAUCAGUUGGCCUAUAGUAUUGCCGAAAAACAUUUAGGAAUUCCGGCACUUUUAGACCCAGAAGAUAUGGUUGAAAAUGAAAUUCCAGAUAGAUUAUCAAUUUUAACAUAUUUAUCUCAGUUUUAUCAACGACUUGGUCAUACUGUAAACACAAAAGUAUCUGAAAGUGAUCCUAAAGUAACAUCAUCAUCAACAACAAAUCAAGGAUCAACACCAAUCAAAUUCGGAAAAGUGGCUUUAGAUAAAUGUGCCGUCUGUGGGUUGCCUGUUUAUCUGGCACAGAGACUCAUGGUUUCACAGAAGCUCUAUCACAGGAGAUGUUUCCGGUGCUCAAAAUGCUCUGGACAUUUAAAUCCUAAAAAUUAUCAUAUUGUUGAUUUGUCUAAUUUUUCUUGUGACUCCUGCAAAAAUGAAAAGACCCUACCUAAAUUAGUAAAUAAUAAUGACCAAAUAGGAAUGCUGGCAUUUAGUAGUGAUAUGAGCUCAAACCCAGUGAUUCUGAGGACUGAAGAGCCAGUAAGUCCAAAAGUUACCAAACCAAGACCGCAGUCAAUAUUAGAAAAAAUAAGCAUGUUUGAAAAGAAUAUAGAAAAAGAUUCAAGUAUCGAAGAUAAAGUAGGAAAUAUUAGUUUAAAAGAAAAUUUUAAUAAUAAGUAUAAAGAUAUAUCGAAAUUGGAUGAGGUUGAUAAGCCAACUAAUAUAGAAAAUCAUAAUAUUGAUGCAACUAGUAUAGAAACGGAAUCAAAUGAAAAUGAAGAUGAUCAUUUAAAAACUGAUAAUAUUUAUAAAAACCUUCCAGAAAAACUGUAUAAAAGUAAUAAAGAUAAAUUCAAUUUUUUACAAACACAAUUAGCAAAUGAUACUCCAGAUCCUGAUAAUACUACAAAUACAAUGAAAGAUUCUGAGUCAAUACAUAUCAAAGAUGGCUCUGAAAUGACUUCUUUGAGUACAGACACGAAUGGCAUAUCAAAUAACAUUGAAGUAAAAAAUAAUGUAACUGACGAUAGCAGAAUAGCUCAAGGCAAUGGUAUUUCAAUAAGUUUAGACAUUUCAUCUUUAGAACUAAGCAAACCUAAUAAAAUUGAACCUGAAAUUACCAUAAGUGUACCGCCUAGAAGAAAAAAGCACAAUAUUACUGGAAAAAAAUUAACUGAAAAUAAAGUAACAACUAAAAUAAUCAAACAAUAUCCUGAUCACUUAAACCCUUUUUCUGAGGAUGAAGAUGAGCAUGACCAACAGGCAGUACCCCAUAAAGUCAGCACAAACCCAUUUGGUAGCAGCGACGAUGAAGAAGAUGAAGUUUCUUCAAUCCAACCGUCACCAAUUGUACCUAAUGCUCAGACAUCAACACCCUUGAAACGCCACAUUAAGGCCUACAAUCCUUUUUGGUCCGAUGGUGAGGAGCCCUCUUCUGAUGAAGAAUUAGAAGAGAAGAGUUCAAACAUGCACAAAUCUUCAAUAACAACAAGCACACCGAACCUCCCAUCGAGUUUGCCAAGACGGAGGAAGCCAAAAGCACCCCCGCCGCCUUCAAUUAUCGCCGAGCAUUUAGACGUUCCUUCCACAUCCAUGGACGAUGUCGCGAGCAUAUCCUCAUUCAGCUCACACACAUCCACUAUACACUCUGAUCAGAAAUCAUUCGGUUUAUCAACACCAAAAUCGAAGAAGAAACGCCCGGCGCCCACACCUCCCGACAGUAUUUCGACUGCGUCGGGUUUUGGUGGAUCAGCCGAAAAAGGAAUCGACUCAUUUGGCCUUCGUAACACGUCAGAUGGUGCUCGUAAAGUGAAGGGACCAGCUCCAGGUCUACCGCUACCGGAGCGGCGCGAGGUGAAGAUGCAGAUGACGGUUGAGGAGUUGCAGGUGCAGCUUGACAUGCUGGAAACGCAGCAGCUGGGCUUGGAGCGGCAGGGCGUGCUCAUUGAACAGAUGAUUCGCGACAAGUGUGAGGGUGACGACGGGCCUACAGCUCCGCAAGAGGAAAUUGAAGAUUUAGUUAUACAACUAUGCGAACUAGUCAAUGAGAAAAAUGACUUGUUCAGGAAGCAGACCGAGCUGAUGUACAUACGAAGGCAACAGAGACUGGAACAAGAACAAGCUGACAUUGAGCAUGAAAUUAGGGUCAUACAAUCUCGACCAGCCGUUAACCGCAUAGAUGCAGAUAAGGUGCGCGAGGAGCAGCUGGUGUCGCGGCUGGUGGAGAUCGUGCGCCUGCGCGACGAGCUGGUGCAGCAGCUCGACGCCGAGCGCCGUCGCGAGCGCCAGGAGGACCUCGCCAUCGCCGCCUCCAUCGCUACCAAGAGAGCACAAAGAAACAGUGAAUCAAAUAGUUCUUCGAUGAAAUCUAUGGAGGCAGUGUCACCAGUAAAAAAAAACAAAGUGAAAGACAAGGUUAAGAAACAGCUAAAAAAGGCAAAGCAUACAUUGAUUUCCAAGAAAAAAGAUGAAGACAAACCAGAAAAGGAAAGAAAGUCAAAAUGAAUUUAUAUAUAUUAAUGGUCUUUUAUAUUUUAAUAACGACUAACAUAGACCCAUAAGUAAAAAUGACGUAUUAAAAAAGAUCUUAUCUUAAAAUUAUAUAAAAAGCGUAUAAAAGUACUUUAGAAGACUGAAACAUUCCACUGAACUUGUAUAAAUUAUCAUGGUGAUACUUUAAAGAAACCAUGACUAACAAUUCAAAAUCAUACGAAAUUUUAAUAGAACAAGUACUUAGGUGAAAUGUGAAAUUCGGUUAUUGUAACUUAAAAAGCCCAUACUUUAAUUUUUAAAUAUUAAGAAGGUAAUAUUGAUAUGUUCUAAAAUAACAAGAUUCUUUUAUAAUAUUAUUUGGCGGUAUACACAGCACAAUAACAUUUGCAAUGGCUUAAUAAUAAACUCUGUCUGUUUUGAAUAUAAGAAAUAUAAUAUAAAGUUUAGUUUGUAAAAUAUACAAUUAAUUAUCAUUACGUUUAAUAGAUUAGAAAGUAUUUUCAUUUUAUAUAUCAAUUCAAAUUUAGAUAUUUUGCAUCAAUAAACAAAACAUAGCAGUUAACUAUUUGGAACACUAUAAUCUAUCAAUUUCAGAAUCUCACUACUGCAUUAUAUUUACUAACGAAGGAGAUAAAUAACACAUAGAAAUAAGUGCUGAAAGGUAUACUCAAUAUUUCAAUAUAUAUCUUUUUAAAGUAAAGCAGUGCCAUUGGUUUAAAUUAUAAAUACUGAAGUAUCUUGUCAACAUUUUUGUCCUAAUUUGUACUGCCAUUUGAUAUUCUAUAUGAUUAUAAAUGAAUAAUGACAAAGGGUAUAGUUUUAAUCGGUUAUAUUAUUAGAAAGCUGAAAUUAGGGAAAUGGUUUUCCAUAUUACCUUAUUUUAUAUAUAACACCUCUCAAAAAAAGAAUUAUUAACUUUGUUGUUUCUUAACUUAUGUCUUUUUGCUAUAACAUCUUUCAAUAUUUUUAAAGUUAGUGAAAGCAAUUGUUACUAUUACUAUAACUGCUUAAAUAAUUGUGUCGAAUAUAUCUUAGAAAAAAAUUAUUCAGUUAAAAUGUUAUUAAAACUCUUAGCAUAUAUUAUUACAUUAGAAAUUGUUGAAACAGAUGCGAUAAAAACAGUUUUUUUUAUUUUUCUCAUGCCAUAUCUUUGAUUUAAGUAGGUAUUUAUUAGUAGUACCAAUGACUAUGAUGAUUA